Ceratotherium simum simum (southern white rhinoceros) is the source of this 4210-nucleotide messenger RNA. It is a transcript of the gene DPY19L4, whose product is annotated as dpy-19 like 4. NCBI's taxonomy places the organism in Eukaryota, Metazoa, Chordata, Mammalia, Perissodactyla, Rhinocerotidae. Gene Ontology annotation, cellular component: nuclear inner membrane. Gene Ontology annotation, molecular function: mannosyltransferase activity. The record is from RefSeq and is a predicted model, not a curated record.
GGUUCCCUGGUUCCCGGGCCGUCCAGGGGGACGCAGUUGGCGGCGACACCGGAGGGGGGCGGGUCAGGAAGUGGGGGCGUGGCGGCCCGUAGCGGGCCUGGGGCGGCGGAGGGGUUCCGCAAGGCGGAGGGCGGGAGACUCCGGGCCGCGUGGGAGCAGGAGCGCGCCCCGGCCUCCGCGGCGACGAUGGCGGAGGGAGAAGGACCAAUUAUAGAACUGCGCCAAAGAAAAAAGCCAAAGUCUUCAGAAAAUAAAGAAUCUGCCAAAGAAGAGAAAAUCAAUGACACUCCAGUUCCUGAAAGAGCUCCAAAACAUGUAUUAUUUCAGCGCUUUGCAAAGAUUUUCAUUGGCUGUCUUGCAGCAGUUACUAGUGGUAUGAUGUAUGCUCUCUAUUUAUCAGCAUACCAUGAACGGAAAUUCUGGUUUUCCAACAGGCAGGAGCUGGAACGGGAAAUCACAUUUCAGGGUGCCAGUGCCAUUUAUUACUCUUAUUAUAAAGAUAUGUUAAAGGCCCCUUCAUUUGAAAGAGGUGUUUAUGAACUGACACACAAUAACAAAACUAUAUCUCUGAAGACUAUAAAUGCAGUGCAGCAAAUGUCUCUAUAUCCAGAACUUAUUGCCAGCGUUUUGUAUCAAGCAACUGGUAGCCAUGAGAUUAUUGAGCCAGUGUAUUUCUAUAUUGGCAUUGUUUUUGGAUUGCAAGGGAUAUAUGUUACUGCUUUAUUUGUUACAAGUUGGCUUAUGAGUGGAACAUGGCUAGCAGGAAUGCUAACGGUUGCAUGGUUCAUUAUUAACAGGGUAGAUACAACAAGAAUUGAAUACUCCAUUCCUUUAAGAGAAAACUGGGCACUACCAUAUUUUGCAUGCCAAGUUGCUGCACUUACAGGCUAUUUAAAAAGCAACUUAAAUACUUAUGGAGAGAGGUUUUGCUACUUGAUGAUGAGUGCUUCAACUUACACCUUUAUGAUGAUGUGGGAGUACAGCCACUAUCUCUUGUUUCUUCAAGCAAUAUCUCUGUUCUUACUAGAUAGUUUUUCACUGGAGCAAAGUGACAAGGUUCAUGAAGUUUAUAGAAUCUAUAUAUUUUCUCUCUUUCUGGGAUAUUUACUGCAGUUUGAGAAUUCAGCGUUGUUGGUGUCUCCUUUAUUAAGUUUAGUGGUAGCCUUAAUGCUUGCUAAGUGCCUUCAGCUGAAUGUGAAGAAAGGAACUUUUGUAGCUAAAAUAAUGAAAGUGAUUAAUUUUUACUUGGUGUGUACUCUGACAGUGACAUUGAAUAUUAUAAUGAAGAUGUUUGUCCCACACAAAGAAAAUGGGCAUAUGCUGAAAUUCCUUGAAGUAAAAUUUGGACUAAAUAUGACUAAGAACUUCACGAUGAAUUGGCUCCUGUGUCAAGAAUCCCUGCAGACACCAUCUCAAGAUUUUUUUUUGCGAUUGACACAGUCAUCUUUAUUACCUUUCUAUAUUUUAGUGUUAAUUAUUUGUUUUCUUUCUAUGAUGCAAGUUAUUUUUAGGAGAAUGAAUGGUAAGUCCCUGAAAGAAACUGUUACUCUUGAAGAUGGACAAAUUGGAGAAAGGCCAGAAAUAAUUUAUCACGUGAUUCACACUAUUUUAUUGGGCUCUCUUGCAAUGGUUAUAGAAGGCUUGAAAUACCUCUGGACGCCUUACGUGUGCAUGCUGGCGGCAUUUGGUGUGUGUUCUCCUGAACUUUGGAUGACGCUUUUCAAGUGGCUUCGCUUGCGAACUGUACACCCAGUAUUGUUGGCUCUUAUUCUGAGCAUGGCUGUGCCCACUAUAAUAGGUCUCAGCUUAUGGAAAGAGUUUUUUCCAAGAUUAAUGACAGAAUUAACGGAACUUCAAGAAUUUUAUGACCCAGAUACAGUGGAACUUAUGACCUGGAUAAAAAGGCAAGCUCCCGUUGCAGCUGUGUUUGCAGGGAGUCCACAGUUAAUGGGUGCGAUUAAAUUAUGCACUGGAUGGAUGGUGACAAGCUUGCCUCUUUAUAAUGAUGAUGAUCUUCUCAAGAGAAAUGAAAAUAUCUAUCAAAUCUAUUCAAAGCGAUCUGCUGAGGAUAUUUAUAAAAUACUGACAUCCUACAAGGCUAAUUACCUAAUUGUAGAGGAUGCUAUCUGCAAUGAGGUGGGAACCAUGAGAGGCUGUAGGGUUAAAGACUUAUUAGACAUUGCAAAUGGCCAUGUGGUUUGUGAAGAAGGUGACAAGUUAACCUACUCAAAAUAUGGGCGAUUUUGUCAUGAGGUCAAAAUUAACUAUUCUCCAUAUGUGAAUUAUUUCACUAGAGUAUACUGGAACAGAUCUUACUUUGUUUAUAAAAUCAACACUGUGAUAUCCUUUCAGUCUUGAAAAAUAGCAAAGCCUUCAUUUCAAAGACUUAUACCACCUGAAGUAAAAUGCAGUUUUCUUCAACCCACGUGGCAUUUUUUGGAAAUUAGAGUAUGGACAUUUGAAAUGUUGCUGCUGCUUUUCCCCUCCUGCUGGUAACUGGAUCCAGGGUUCUGUGAGGAGCGGAAGAUCAGGGAUUACUGUCCUUUGGUAAAAUGUCAAGUCUGCCACUCGGCAAUAUUCCAGCUGGCUGUUUCCCUUACUGUGACGUGGUCUGUAAAGACUUUACCUUCUAAACUGUUGUAAAAUUUUCCUCAUGAAUCUUCAUUCUGUCAUAACACUGAUCUUGAAUUUGAAUAUGGUCAAGGGUAUAUCUCUUAAACAUAACAUUUAAUAAAUUCUUUAAGUGAUAUAGAAUAGAAGGAAAGAAUUAUUCUUACACUCAAGGCAGUUUCUGAAGAUACUUCAUGGUUUAUAACAGAAAUGAAAGAUGAUAAUAAAAAACUAAUUUAAAUGUUAGCUGAAAAUAUGUGGCAUUUAAAUUAAAAUGGAAAUUAUAUAAAGGAAAGUGAUUUUUAAGGAUAUAAAGAUAUAUCCAGAUUUUCCAUGAUAUUGCUCUCAUCUGUUGCUUAUAUAAGUGAGCACUUUUUUCGUACUAUAUAGUGCAUGAUAUUGCAUUUUAUUAUCUUAUGACUAAGUGAUUAGCUUUUUUCCCUUAUGCCCAUAAAUUUGAUACCAAUUUAAUCAUGAUAAAACAGUAACUCUUGUUAUCUAUAUAUUUUUUAAAACAGACAUUUAAAAGAAUGUUGUUCAGGUUUUUAAAAAAUAUGGAUAUAGGGUGUAUAAUCUAUUCACAUGUUUUCUACUCAAAUAUUAAGUAAAAAAUUAAAUCUUUAUCAGAAUAAGAAUAUGUACACUAAAAUGAGCAACAAUUUCUGGAGAUAUGUGUGGAUGCUGUUAAGCAUACCUCUGCAUACAGAUAUAUUUAUUACAAAACGCAAGUGCUAUUGUUUAUGAAACUGUGAUAUAGUCAUCAAAAUUAAGACAAAAUGACAAUUAUAAUAAAUUUCAUGGCACAGUUUCACAAUCUAAAUGCUAUGUUCCUUUAAGUUAAAUGUUUUCAUAUUUUUAAUCAUUUAUUAAAAGAUGUUUUAGAAUGAUUCAUUUGGCCUUAGAGAUUCAGGGUAGAUGUCUCAUUUUAAUGAGAUGGGUGUAUGUUUAGUUUUAUUCUAUACACCUGUUUAGUGAACAGGUUUUCAAAAUUUUCACUUGAGUGCUGUAAAAAUUACAAUUUCAUUACUCUAAAUUACUUCAUUAAAGGGAGCAACUUUCCGUUAUCUUUAUUUUCUGUAAUAUAUAUAUAUUUUUUUAAAGUAUAAAAGCACAUGCAUUCUUAGACUAGUUCUAGGAUGCUUUGCCCAUUUGGAGCUUAAGAAUUGUUGGAUGACAGUGUCAUAUAUCUGGUGCAUUAGUUUUAUUGGUUCUCAUUUCAUGCUUUUAUAUAAUUUUUAACAAUUAUAUUAAGAUCGCUGCAGGCAGGGUAUUUCAGGUUCUCUGUACAUCUUAAUAGUGAGUCACUAGUAUUUACCUUCAAGCCUUAUGAAAAUAUUACCAUAGUUACCUAAGUACACAGUGAAUAGUCACAUGGUAGUACUUGUGAUCAGAGCAUGGAAAACAAAUGUAAUUUAGAAGUCAGCUUGUAUAUUUUGAAAGGAAAAUAGAAAAACCUUCUUUCCAUGUAGCAUGAAAUAUUUAAUUGAAUUUUUAUUGAUUUAUAUUAUGAUUCAAUAUGCUGAAUUAGUUUUGAUUAUGUGUUUUUUGUGGUUUUUUUUGUUUUUUGACAUUGGUAGUUGCUUUUGCUUCUGUCAACUUA